CGGAGAGGCCGCCUGGUGGCCGCGAUGGGCGCGGAGCGGGGCCGCCGCUGCGCCGGGCAGUGAGCGCCGCGCUCCGCCGCCGCCUGGCCGCCGCCCGGACCCCUCGCGAGCGCCGGGCCGCCGGGAACAUGGCCCUGGAGCAGCUCGGCUCGGUCCUCAAAGUGUUGCUGGUUACCGUGCUGGUGGUGGAAGGGAUCGCCGUGGCCCAGAAGACGCAAGAUGGACAGAACAUCGGGAUGAGGCACCUCCCCGCCACCCAGUGUGGCGUCUGGGUCCGAACCAGCAACGGAGGGCACUUCGCGUCCCCCAGCUACCCCGACUCCUACCCGCCCAACAAGGAGUGCAUCUACGUUCUGGAAGCUGCCCCGCGCCAGAGGAUAGAGCUGACCUUCGACGAGCACUUCUACAUAGAGCCGUCCUUCGAGUGUCGGUUCGACCACCUGGAGGUCCGGGACGGGCCCUUCGGCUUCUCCCCGCUCAUCGACCGGUUCUGCGGCGUGAGGAGCCCCCCGCUGAUCCGAUCCACCGGGAGGUUCAUGUGGGUCAAGUUCAGUUCCGACGAAGAGCUCGAGGGCAUGGGGUUUCGCGCCAAGUACUCCUUCAUUCCAGAUCCAGACUUUACGUACCUAGGAGGUAUUUUAAACCCCAUCCCAGACUGCCAGUUCGAGCUCUCGGGGGCCGACGGGAUCGUGCGCUCCAGCCAGGUGGAGCAGGAGGACAAGACGAAGCCCGGCCAGGCGGUGGACUGCAUCUGGACCGUCCGGGCCACGCCGAAGGCCAAGAUUUAUCUGAGGUUCCUGGAUUACCAGAUGGAGCACUCCAACGAGUGCAAGAGGAACUUCGUGGCCGUCUACGACGGAAGCAGCUCCAUCGAAAACCUCAAGGCCAAGUUCUGCAGCACGGUGGCCAAUGACGUCACGCUCAAAACCGGAGUCGGCGUGAUCCGGAUGUGGGCGGACGAGGGCAGCCGGCUCAGCAGGUUCCGGAUGCUCUUCACCUCCUUCGUGGAGCCGCCCUGCACGGGCAGCUCCUUCUUCUGCCACAGCAGCAUGUGCAUCAACAGCUCCCUGGUCUGCAACGGCGUGCAGAACUGUGCCUACCCGUGGGACGAGAGCCACUGCAGAGAGAAGAAACAGGCGGGCCUCUUCGAGCAGAUCACGCGCACGCACGGGACGAUCAUCGGCGUCACGUCGGGGGUCGUGCUGGUCCUCCUCAUCGUGUCCAUCUUGGUGCAGGUGAAGCAGCCCCGCAAGAAGGUCCUGGCGUGCAAGAGCGCCUUCAACAAAACGGGCUUCCAGGAGGUGUUCGACCCGCCGCACUACGAGCUGUUCUCGCUGCGGGACAAGGAGCUGGCCGCCGACCUGGCCGACCUGGCGGAGGAGCUGGACGGCUACCACCAGCUGCGCCGCUCGUCCUCCGCCUCGCGCUGCGUGCACGACCACCACUGCGGCGCGCAGGCGCCCGGGGGCGGCGCCGGGGGUGGCGGCAGUGGCGGCGGCGGGGGCGGCAGGGCGAGCAGGACCAACCUGGCGGCCGUGGAGCUGCCGUUCCGGAACGACUUCGCGCAGCCGCAGCCCAUGCAGACGUUCAACAGCACCUUCAAGAAGAGCAGCUACUCGUUCAAGCAGGCGCGCGAGUGCCCCGAGCAGGCGCUGGAGGACCGCGUGAUGGAGGAGAUCCCCUGCGAGAUCUACGUGCGCGGCCGAGAGGACGCGGCGCAGGCGUCCAUCUCCAUCGACUUUUAGCCGCCGGCCGCGGGCGCGCGCGCAUGCCCCUGGAGCGCCCCCUGCGUUCCGCUGAGAGCCCUGCUCGCCGGUCACGGCUGCGAGGACUUCCCUUCCCAGCCACCCGCUGCGGUGGUGACGUGUGUAUUAUCUCAGGCAGUCAACGCGCAUUGAACCAACCCAGGGGCGUGCUCCGCUCGGUGAAAGACAGCAGCCUGUGUUGCUCGGUGUCCUGUAAGCGGCGCAGCAGCCAGAUGGCACCCGAGGGUCCGGCGACAGGAACCUGCUCUUUUUUUUUUUUUUUUUAAUAAGAUUUUAUUUUAGUUUUAGAGAGGGGAAGGGAAGGAGAAAAGAGAGAAACAUCAGUGUGUGGUUGCCUCUCGUGCGCCCCCUACUGGGGAACCUGUCCUGCAACCCAGGCAUGUGCUGUGACUGGGAAUCGAACCAGUGAUCCUUUGGUGGUGCUCCAUCCAUUGAGCCACACCAGCCAGGGCAGGAACCUGCUUUUGAUGGACACCACUCGGUCAAUAGUCUGAUCCCACAAUACGUUUAAAGAUAAGAUUUUUCUCUAUGUUCCUUUUAUUUUUUUUCUUUCGAUGUCGUGGGUUGCGCAAGCCAGAGAUUGUACCAUUUCACCCUCUUCCAUCGGUGUACGUGGCGUGAGCACCGCGCGAGUCUGCACAUCGGCAUUUGUUCUAGACUUUGUCAGACACGCGCGUUACCAUGGUGAGCCCAAUUAAGAGCCGGCGCUGAGCUUCCUCCAUCUGUUUCUUCCUGACUAAUUUCUAGAUUGUUCCCUUCUAAUUACUGGACCCUUAGUCUUUAUUUUCUGUAAGAAGCAGAUGAUAUGGUGUGAUUUAUGGCCUGGAAGUCUAUAUUUGGUCUUAGUUAUAGUACAAAAUCCCACAGUUCUGGGAUGUAUGUGCCAUUGCCAAUUAUGACUAAAAACUUGGGGGAAAAAAUGAAAACUUCUAGAAAUCCUUUGAAAUUUCCCGAAUCUGGCCACACCCAGGGGCAGCCCAUCCAUCCCCGUCGGCAAAGUCACACUCGGUACAUUCGUGAAGAGGCUGGUGGUUUUGUUCAUUCCCAGCGGUUCUCAUCAGCAGGCGUGUUCCCCAUUAUUUUUAUGAAAAGAUUAGUUAGCUCCCUUUGUGUUCAUUUACUUUGUAGCGUACGGUACCCCAGGCUGGCUGGGAGCUUGAGGAAAACUCCCACGAACUUGUAGAAGCCUUUCCGUCACUGCUUGCUUGGGACAAUACAUUUCUCUAGGUCUUACCAAGAAUAACAAUUCCCACUUUUUUUUUAAUGCACAUUUGACCUGCUGGUUUUUAUUGAUGGCAUAGAAACAAUAAUUUAUAAACAUGAUGGAAAAAUUCAUUGUGCUUUUUCAGACUUUUGGUAUCGUUUGAUCCUGGACAAACUUGAGGAGUGACAUCAAGAUGCGCGCCCUCCGGGACAGAUUUCUGGCGGUGUUCCCCAUAGCCGAUCGGCAGGGAGGGGAGUGGACCCUGUAAUUUAUUGUAAAGACCUCGGUAAUGUGUACAUAAGCUCUGUGUGUCCUUUUGUUACUGCAUCCGGUUUAUGAUACAGAUUUUCACUGUGUGGUAUUUAUUGCUCUACAUCACUACACAAACCCUCUAUUUAUGCAUUGUUCCAUGGUUCUUCAGUCCUGUUCUUUAUGGCACUGAGGUUUUAAAGGAAUCUGGCUGUUGAAUUAUAGCCACUUCAGACUUGCCAUUCAAGCAGGAUACGUUCUCAUUUCCUAUGUUUUUGUAGUAAAUUCUCAAUGAAUUGAGAAAUUGAAAUUUCACUGGAUUUUGUUGGUUCCUUUAAAUAGCACAUCUGUGUUUUCUCACAUUAGUGGGAGCUGUGACCUUAAGUGAUACAUAUAUAAUACUCCUUCAAAAUGAGUUUUAUUAUCACCUUUUUUACUUUUUAAAAAGUAUAGAAUAUCCGGAGGCUUGGAAAACGUGCACACGGUGUAUAUUCAUGAUCUGAGGAUUUUUUUUAGAUCAGCAUCAUUUCUCAUGUCAAAAAUGCAGCUCGGGGCAGUGGGGAGACGUCAUGAAUGUGGUGUGCAGUAAAUCAACGGGCCAGGGCCAGGUGAGGCAGCUCAGUUCCCUCACAGCUGUGUCCAGCAGGUCUGUCCAUAGGUCACCUGUCAGCCACCAUCGGGACAACAUAGUAAAUAUUUCAUGACAACCCAUCUCCCUCCUGAUGCUGAAAGGGAAACGAGCAUAUUUCUGUGUAACAUGUAAUAAUAUGCGUUACAAAAACAGCUGUUCUCCACCUUUAACAUCUAAGUUAGAGUAGAAAAUAAUAUAGUAUGCUGAGCUACAUUAUCUAGAAUCACUGUAACUUUACUUUUGAAGUUUGUAUCACGUGUGAAACGGGCAGGAAGAGGCCCACCAAAUACCGUCUUUAUGGACACAUUUCCCAUGCAAACAGCACAACACGGCAGGUCAAGUUCAGACAACAGACUCGGCUCUGCAUCGUACGGCGGCCGGAACCAACGACAGAAAUGGUUUCUGUGUGUCACGACAGCAAACCCGGACACCUGCUGAGGCUGGCCUUCUCUUACUGUAAAGGAGGGGAGGGUCUUUAGCCAGGAUGUGGCUUCCUCGGAAGUUACACAAGAUGCAGGACGCAGAGAGAGGCCCCGUGGCUGCCCUAGGCCGGCGCAGGCAGGGCGUGGCGCGGUCCACCCCGCGGGGACGGAGCCGAAGAGCCGGUGGCCGCCCGCUGAGCUGGUCUCGGACCGCCCUGUGGCACGUGCCUUCGUUGACCUAGAGGUGGCCACUGGAUCUCCGGUGGCGCUCGGUCAGCAUCCAGCAGUCCGAGACGGGAAGAGGACAGAACUCAUACACAUUCGGCAUGAUUUUGAGCGUAACGUUAACUGUUGUACAUAGAGCCUUUUAUCUUUGAGGUCAGUGAGAGAACUUUUCCAACCGUUUACUAAAGUAAAAGCCAUACAUUUUACCAGUGGGAGGUGGGAGCCCGCCAUCUCGCGGGAGUUCGUGCACCCUUCACAGAGACCUUGGGGACCAGUGUUAGGCUGCGAGGGGACACGCCAGCCUGGGGGGCACCUUCCACGCAGGAGGACCCGCACCGCAGCUGUAUGGGAGCACCUUCAGUCUUCUGUGGCACAGUGGCUCCCGCACGUCCCAGGAAACCUGGCAACGUCCCCCGGCCCCACUGCCAUGUCUAAGGUGUUCAGGACCAAAGUGGGAGGCUCCUUUGCUGGGGGUCAAGGUCUCCUUCUGAACGGUCGUCCAGAUCCAUGGAUGUCUCCUGAGCAGGGUGCCCCCUCCCUUCAGGGGCGCGUCACCAGGUGCGCUGGGACGGGAAGGGCCCGCGUGGUUCGGGGAGUGAUUCUCGGUCCGAGGCAGCACACGCGUGCACUCGCAGGGUGGCGUGUGCCACGUUGUUUGUGUCGGAUUAUGUCAUGUAUCAGAAAGAAUGUGUCUCGGGUCCAACUCAUCAGACUGGUCAGGGGGAAUCUUGAGUUUGGGGGGUUUUCUAAGAUCCGAGAAAGAGGAUCUGGUCCAAGUUCGUGGCUGAGGAGGCUGGAGCCGGAGAGGAGAGAAGGGGCUCCCUGUCUCGGAGCAAGCCCCCUGGCGCUCCUUCCGCCGUCUCCCCGCUCCCCGUCUUUCAAGUCGGGCAGUCUUAAACAGCGGCCCCGAUGGCCCGGGUGAGCUCGUCGUUCUGACUUACAGUGUAAAAUUUACCUUGUAACGUUUUCUAUCAGAUCAUCGUGUUUUCCUCUUUUCUCUUGACCUAUGGAAACCGUGUCCUUCUACAAUGUGUGCAGCCAGGGUUUCUUGGCACCUACAAACGCGGCAAGACAAUGACUGUGAAUUCUUAAUAAAACAAUGUUUGUUAAC
Messenger RNA from Phyllostomus discolor (pale spear-nosed bat), 5608 nucleotides. It is a transcript of the gene NETO2, whose product is annotated as neuropilin and tolloid like 2. The coding region runs from base 129 to 1745 and encodes 538 amino acids. The transcript is spliced from 9 exons. Lineage: Eukaryota; Metazoa; Chordata; Mammalia; Chiroptera; Phyllostomidae. The record is from RefSeq and is a predicted model, not a curated record. Gene Ontology annotation, molecular function: protein binding.